AUGGCCGUUCAAACCGAAAACCAAGCCACCCACGCAGAUGUCAACGGCGGCCUCAAGGGCGAAUCGAACGGGGCGAAGCCUAAGAUCGUACGGGCUCUCGACGAUGAGGGAGGCACCACGGACGCGAAGUACCCCCAUUACCUCCCAGUCUGGGAACACGCUGAGCAGCUCCCCCCAUUAGAGCCCUUUACACAUCAUGACCCAGGCAAAAACGCCGAUCCAUCGCUGAAGGAUCUUCUUCUCCCAGGAGUAACGUUCAAGAAACUAACGCCCACGACGGGCACCGAGAUAACCGGACUCCAACUGUCCUCCCUCACAAACGCCGGCAAGGACCAGCUCGCCCUCCUCGCCGCCCAACGCAAAGUCCUCGUCUUCCGCAACCAGGACUUUGCCGAUAUCCCCAUGGAGCAGGCAAUCGCUUUUGGCGGCUACUUUGGCAGACACCACAUCCACCCCACAGCGGGGGUCCCCGAGCACCACCCCGAAAUCCACAUCGUGCACCAGAAGCAAAGCAACAACGGGGACUUUGCGACGUUUGUCGCGGGCAAGAACAGCACCGUGCUCUGGCACUCGGACGUCACUUACGAGGAGCAGCCGCCCGGCAUGACGAUCCUCUACGCGCUGGAGCUGCCCGAGGUCGGUGGGGAUACGGGCUUCGCCAACACGGUCGAGGCAUACCGCAGGCUGUCGCCGGCCCUCCGAGAGAGGCUACACGGGCUGACGGCCUUGCAUGAUGGGGUGUCGCAGGCGGAGCCGUACUAUCGGGCGGGGAGACUGGUUCGGAGGAAGCCGCUGAACGUUGAACACCCACUGGUGCGCACGCAUCCGGUUACCGGGGAGAAGGCGCUUUUUGUCAAUGCGCUGACGACGAGUAUCGUUGGAAUGAAGAAGGAAGAGGGCGAUAUGUUGCUGGGGUUUCUGGUAAACCAUAUUGCGCGCUGCUUGGAGCACCAGGUUAGGGUGCGGUGGGAGCCCGGGACAGUUGUCAUUUGGGAUAAUCGCGUCACUGCGCAUACUGCGAUCGUCGACUGGAACACGUACGAGCGUCGGCAUCUGGCGCGCCUCACCCCUCAGGCUGAACGGCCGUUUGAGACGCCGUACGUACCGGAAAAAUGA
Messenger RNA from Aspergillus calidoustus, 1116 nucleotides. The record is from the annotation of a GenBank genome assembly. NCBI's taxonomy places the organism in Eukaryota, Fungi, Ascomycota, Eurotiomycetes, Eurotiales, Aspergillaceae.